GGGACUCUUAGCAGGGAUUUCGGAGUGACUUGUGGCCUCAGCGGGAGCCCUGUGAUCUGGCUCCUCUGAUCUCGCCCUGCAAUGGUGCCUUUGCCUCGGCUGUGCGCGCUCUGGGGCUGCUUGUUGUUGACAGCGGUCCAUCUAGGACAGUGUCUUACGUGCAGUGACAAACAGUACCUCUACAAUGGCCAGUGCUGCGAUUUGUGCCAGCCAGGAAAGAGAGUGAAUAGCCACUGCACAGCUCUUGAGAAGACCCAGUGCGCCCCGUGUGGCUCAGGCGAAUUCUCAGCUCAUUGGAACAUGGAGAUCCGCUGUCACCAGCAUAGACACUGCGAACUCAAUCAAGGGUUUCGGGUUAAGAAGGAGGGAACCGCAGAGUCAGAUACUGUCUGUGCUUGUAAGGAAGGUCAACACUGCACCAGCAAAGAUUGCGAGGCGUGCACUCCGCACACACCCUGUGGCCUUGGCUUUGGAGUUGUGGGGAUGGCCACUGAGACCACUGAUACCAUCUGUCAUCCCUGUCCAGUCGGCUUCUUCUCCAAUCAGUCAUCACUUUUUGAAAAGUGUCAUCCUUGGACAAGCUGUAAGGAUGAGAUGGAGGUCGUACAGGAAGGAACGAAUCAGACUGAUGUCGUCUGCGGUUUCAGGCCCCGGAUGCGAGCCCUGCUGGUCAUUCCCAUCCUGAUGGUCAUCCUCAUCACCAUUUUCACGGUGUUUCUCUAUAUCAAAAAGGUGGUCAAGAAACCAAAGGAUAAUGAGGCCUUACCCCAUGAGGCUCAACGGAAAGAUCCUGUGGAGAUAGAAGAUUAUCCCGGUCACAACACUGCUGCUCCAGUGCAGGAGACACUGCAUGGGUGUCAGCCUGUUGCCCAGGAGGAUGGCAAGGAAAGUCGCAUCUCAGUGCAGGAGCGGCAGGUGACAGGCAGCAUCGCCUUGAGGCCCCUUGUCUGAGCCCUGGAACUGCUUUGGAAGUGAUGGCUUGGGAGCAGGGGCCUGGCUCUGAGGACUGCUGACAUUUGAAGUUUGAGAGGAGCCAAGACAGCCCAGUGCAGCUAACUCUCAUGCCUGCCCCCCUGUCAUCUCUUGACUUGCUCUUUCAAGAUGGAGGAAAAGCUCGGGCAUCGGGGGUGGGGGUCCACAGUAAUAUCUACAGAGUGCAGCAGUGUAGGACCCAGAGAUGUCUUGCUGAGGCUUUCACUGUAAGGGCUCGUGGACACAGGAGUCCAUGGUUCGUGGCUUGUGAUGCUAGAAGGCACCUGAUUGCCCAUCAGCAGGGACUGGCUAAAUAAAUCUGGAAUUAUUUAUCCA
Molecule: messenger RNA, 1308 nt
Organism: Mastomys coucha (southern multimammate mouse)
Lineage: Eukaryota; Metazoa; Chordata; Mammalia; Rodentia; Muridae
Gene: Cd40
Product: CD40 molecule
Exons: 9
Coding region: 82-951 (289 amino acids)
Biological process (GO): inflammatory response; positive regulation of tyrosine phosphorylation of STAT protein; immune response-regulating cell surface receptor signaling pathway
Cellular component (GO): external side of plasma membrane; CD40 receptor complex
Molecular function (GO): protein binding; antigen binding; signaling receptor activity
Source: RefSeq, a predicted model, not a curated record